GGCAGUUUGGUAUCGUCGCAGCGAGAAAGCAAAGGGGAGGAGUGUUCUUUCUUUGCUUUUCUUCUUUUUCUGGUCAUGAUUGUGUGUAGCAGGCAGAGUUUUACACGAUGGAGCUGCCGGGGACGAUUAGACAACGCUUAGAAGACUUUUCUCGUAAUGUUUUAUUUGACCAGAGUCGGAAUGUGCCGUUCUCACAGGACCAUGAAACGUUCGUGCCACAGGACAAACGGGUUCUGUCCAGUCUCCAGCUCCAGAUGUCUCUGUACUUUAACAUGUGGUUCUUCCCCUUGUGGUGGGUCAGCGAAGUGGUGAUGCUGCAGCUCAAGUACCCUGUCUUGCCGGACUACUACAAAUUCAUCCUUGUGACUGUUCUCAUACUGAUGACACUGAUUGAGGGCAUCAGACUCUAUCUCGGUUAUGCUGGGAACCUUCAAGAAAAGGUCCCAGAGUUGGCUGGAUUUUGGCUGUUGAGCAUCCUGCUGCAGUUUCCACUAAUCCUCUUUCAGCUCUUUAAUGAAGCUAUUCUCAUCCAGCCUCUGGAACGAGGCGUUCACAUAGUUCUCGCCAUAUUCAUACUCACACAGGCCCUUGCAGGUUUUGUGGCGCUCCGGGACAUGGUCAGACACACCGAGAGCCAAUUUCAUCUACGACAGUUUGACUGAAUUCUGCAGCUCUGACGCGCCGGCCACAUCUUAACACAUCAAGACAUAUCCCUAAGAUGCUUUUACAGUCCUGUGGGAUCCAGAUGCAUUAACUUUCAUUACAUGAUAGUAAUAAAUGUCCAUUAAUAUCACACCUUCUUUGCUAAGAGGCUGAGCACAAACAAAAAGAAAAAAUAUAUUUUGUAUUACUUGUCGUGCACGAGAUGCUUCCUGCUUAAGAUUUAUUGUUAGAGAGGAAAGAGUUUCAUAUUUAUUUUUGUAAUUUAUUGGUGGGAUUGUAUUGUUCUUGUAGUUUUGCAGUAAAGAAAAUAUCCAUGA
Messenger RNA from Mugil cephalus (flathead mullet), 980 nucleotides. RefSeq names its product transmembrane protein 17 (gene tmem17). The record is from RefSeq and is a predicted model, not a curated record. The coding region runs from base 108 to 662 and encodes 184 amino acids. NCBI's taxonomy places the organism in Eukaryota, Metazoa, Chordata, Actinopteri, Mugiliformes, Mugilidae. Gene Ontology annotation, cellular component: ciliary transition zone. Gene Ontology annotation, biological process: non-motile cilium assembly. The transcript is spliced from 5 exons.